AUAUUCCCGUGUUCUAACGUACAAAUAGGUAAUAAGAUUGAAAUUUUUUGUAGAUUUCAAGGAAUUUUUUAUUGGUGUACCAUUAUUUUAUAGUUUCAAUACUGAAUGAUAUCUUUUUAUACUGCGUCUUGUGUGUUUUCUAUGGGAGUGAAUAAUACAUUUAUAAUAACUUCUUUAUAAAUUUUAGUUCAAAUGACGAAGAUAAUUUUGUCAUGCGUGCAACAUCGCCUUUUGUAGGCAUAUGUAUUUUAUCCCAUGAGGACGACAAAUGCGUGAAGCUUCGAUCAAUCAAGUCUGUUUAGUGACGUUAUUAUCAGAUGGUUAAUUUGAAGUGCUGGGAGGGAAAUGUGACUAUUGAUGCGCGGUGCGAUUAAUAAUUGUGUGCAAGUGGUGAGACCGGUUUUCUGUAAUUCGGCGAAUUUCACUGGCUUGUCGUCAUUCGCAGCUUUGAUGAUCGGCUGCUUGAAUUAGAUUUGAAAUAGAAAAUUCAAUCCAGUAAAUAUAUUAUCCAAGCGUAGUUGUUGAUUAUUCUCUCAAAAAUUAGUAUUUGCGAGUAUUUUUAUUGCUUGCAAAUUUGGUCCGAUGAACCAAAGAGAGAAAAACAUGAAGAACUCCACAUCCUGGACUUCUCCGUGAGUAAUAUUUUGAGCUUCGUCUACGUUUUAGCGAUAUUAGUGCAAAAGUGAGUGCGAUGAAACCCAUCAGCUUCGAAAUGCUGCGACGCCUGAUGCGCGGGGGCCAUCGCGACAGAGAUGCAGAGUCAUCACAAACAUUCAAGCGAUCUAACUCAUUCAAGCGAGCCUCGUUCAGGAAAUCCCUACACAAGCACGACAAGGUAACCUUGCCUAACGGCCUAGUUGUGAAAACUUCGGCUGUGCAGAGGAAAGAGUCAUUGUCGAGCAGCGAGGAGCGUAAGGAUGAUGGAUACUCGACGGACGGGGGGGAAACUCCCGCAGUGGCCUCCGGGUCUUCGAAAAAUGGUCCAAAAGGAGUCAUCUCGUACGGACAAUGGGUGGCGGCGGCGUCGGCGGAGGACGAGUAUCACAAGACGCCAACUGCUGAUGAUUCUUGCCCGUCUACCAUGUCGACAAAUAGGCUCUCUUCUCUGGACUCCGGUGUACGUCACUCCAUGGGUUCCUGUAAAACGUACAGCGUCGAGUCCAACAAACGUCUCAGUUUGGACUACCGUCGUGUGAUUGGGCUGGACCCAACGCAUGCUCAUCCUCGACCAGACCUAUCGCGGUGUCCCGAGACUCCCAGUCGACGGAGUGUUGAGAGUAAUUUCCGUCGAUCCAUUUCGACAGAAACUGCUCCUGCACCUCCCACGCGCCUCAAAAGUUUGCUGGGUUCUCCCAGAGUAGCUCCCAAGCACCGUGACCACUCGCCCUCUACUCCCUCUGGCAUCAGCGCCUACAGUGUUCAUGGCACGCCUAACCGCAACAGGGUUUUGUCCCAACCUAUGUCGGCUCCGUCCACUCCUGGAAAACAAAUCCAGCGCGUUCUCCAGCACCAGCGUCCGUCCCACACGCCCACUCACCAGCUCCGUUCGUCUCUCCACGACAAGGAGCGAUUCUGUGCCGUCCAUGGGUCGCCGGCUCUUCAACGCAUCCAGAGGGAGAGCCGCAACCCCAUCACUUCCCCUCAGCUCGUCAGAAGCCCCAAGCCCCUUAAUAGAUGGUCUGCCAUGUUCUCUAACUCGAUAUUUACCAGAUCCCCCGCGAGGAAAAGUCAAACACUCCAGGCAAGCCUCCACACCCAAUUGUCUUCUGAAAAUCUACAUCAUUCAAGCGUCGGUCCCAUUCUAAAUAAUCCUUUACGCAAAGAUCGCCUGCAACAGUCGCAUCACCAAAUUUAUCAAACUGGGUUCGACUCCCCAGUCUUAAUGCAACGUUCAGUUCAAUCUUCUAACAACUCGCCGGCGAUAUUGCGUUCUCACACGGUGAAAAAUACUUCGUCUGGUGCUCCAGUUCCCAAUUGUCUCGACUCAAGGCUGGGUAUUGCCCGAGCUAUUGGAGGUCCAAGACCCCCUGAAGACAGCGUAUUAGCAUUCGGCGAUAAAAACUCAUGUUUGUACGAAAGCCCGCAUGUUUUUAGACGUUCGCAAACCCCACAAUGUUCCAAUGCUCCCGUUAUUCUUCGACAAUCGAGUGCCCCAUCUGCAGACGGUGAUGCAUCUGUUUUUGUUCGAUCUCGACCCCUGUCUUCGCCUCCUCCUGGUCUCCCACCAGCGCCAAACUCCAGCCAUGUUUUGAGCGAGCAGCCUCUCCUUAAUUCCUCUCAAUUUUAUCCUGGUAAGCUCGCCUCGAGCAGCCUUGUAUCAGGGCUGCCGUCAGUGUCAAUCGUAGGAGGACGAUCCAUUUCGUCGGAUCGUUCAAGUUACCUCAACGACAGCCACGAUCGACCGACGCCCCCUUUACGAACUUUGUCGGCUGAGAGACCCUGGGCGCCUAGCAACUCCCGCUUAUCUGUCACUACUUGGGGCAGGCCUUUUUCUUUAGCGCUUGGAUGCGCUAAGGGAAAAGCGGAUUUGCUCAGCCCCGCGAGCAUGACGAGCGAAACUUCGAGCAGAAGUGACAGACGUCGACGAGGCCCGUCGUUGUUGGUGGGCAAAGCAUCUUGGUUUACGCGAAACUCCCCCGCAAGAAAAUCUUUUCGAGUUUCUAAUAAAAAUUUAAAAAUGACCUUGGUUGAAUUCACAGAAGAAGGGGAAGAGGCAGAUCUGCCCCCACCUCCUCCCCCGAGGCCGGCGAGAUUGAUCCCUCCGGAGCAAUACAAAAAACUACGAGAGGAAAGAAAAUCCGUGGAUUUAGAUGAGCCUGUUUUCAUCCCACCGCAGAAACGCAAGCCAUCAACACCCGUUAAGUUCCCUAUGUCUCUGUGGAGGAAAAAUAAUCCCUUACCUGAAAUACGCACCACCACUCACACGGAUCUUUUGAUGCCUCUCAGCCAGUCGGGGGGCUCUAGAAACUUAUUGGAUAAUAGGAACGAGAAAACAGCCUCCCUUAUGCAAGCAUUACUCCAGGAUCAGACUAAGGAGCGAGACGAUGACACGAGAGACACGAACAGCGAACCCGGUGGCGCUCGAUUUAGUGUAACGCAAAAACACAAACCAAAAUCCGUCCCUAAUAGCACGCGCUUAAAUAUCAAAUUAGCGAGAAAUCCAGAAGCUCUCUUGAAGGCCUUAGGGUUCGAUUCAAAGAAAAAAGGCAGAAAAUCGUGCACUGAUAAGAAUGCUGGUGCUAUGAGUGAACAAAUAAUAACGCAGUUGCUGCUUGAACAAUUGUCUUCGGGAAAAGUUAAUCAAAAUAUCGGUGGUGCUGAAUCAAGUGCACCUGAAGGCUCUUUGCUUCAAGUUGCGCAAGGUCUCGAGUCCUGCGAGUCGCUAUCUUCGCUCGUGUCGUCAGUGAUAAGCUCACGUACGAGCAAUAGCAGCAGAUCGAAAAGAAAAGGCAAGAAAGUUCGACGAAGAAAGUCGAACAGAAGAGUACCGUCCGUGCCUGCCUAUCCGUCAUGGAAGAAGACAGCGCAGAAAGGAGUUGGAGCGACAGCGGCUGCUGCUCGACUGGAAAAUGGCGACAUCACACAGAAGGGCUACGAGAAGAAGCGUACUCGGUUGCUGCAGCCCUACGCUCAGAAGGACUCUGGCUCUGGUGGCGACACAGGAGUUGUUAGUCUCAACGACUCCAAGGCUUCGAUUAGCAGUGAACUCUCCGCCACCGCCACCGCCGCCGCCAAUUUGUCCGCCUCUAAACGGCGGCGGCAGCACCGACGAGUUACCAGGAAUGAGUCCCGAUACCAUUCAGAGGUGCGGCAGGAAGCCGUGAAGGAAGCUCUUGCCCAGUACCAGUCUCGCCCUAAGAACCUGCCUCUACCCUCCAAACGCGCGUCUGUCACCACCGCGCGCUCUCCGGAGCAUCACCACCACGACUCAGACUCGGAAGACAGUGACGACGACAGCAUCACAGCAGGAGGCAGCCUGGGCAGCGGCCACAGUAGUGGACCGAGUGCUACACCGGACCUGCCACCACCAUCCCGUAUCACCGCCCCUCAUUACUCCAUCACACCACCUAACACCAACCAGCAGCAACAUUAUUCCAUCACACCACCUAACACCAACCAGCAACAACAGUUCUCUCACCGACACAACGUACCGUCUAGCAGCAGCAGCGCUGAUAGCGCUCGAAGUAACCACCUUAAUAACCCGGUGCUGUUGCCGCCACCUACGCUCCACCAACAGAUCUUUGCUGCUGGGGGAAGCAGUUCUUCUCCACCUCCACCACCGUCAAGUGGCGGUGGAAGUGGCGGCCACAGAAGCGGCGGGAUGCCUCAACAACAGCAUGGAUUCCUGCAUCACGGUGUAUCCAGCAUACAGCAGCAGCCACUGCCACCAGUUCCACCACACAGCGGCGGUGUGGCGGUGGUGAACGGUGGUGACGAUGAUGAGCGCAGACGGCGGGAGAUGACUGAAGUCACCGACCUCAUGCGCAACAUUACCACAUACUGCGACCCCCCCGACGUGACUCAGAGCUCACAACCCCAGCCCCAGAGGUUGGGUGUCGGAGCUUCGAGAGACGACAGACUCGCGGGGCAUUAUGCUCGUCACCCACCACCCUCCCACCACACACCCAUGCUUGAUCCAGAGAACUGGAGAGGCACCGGACGCUGGAAAGUCUCCAAUAAAAUACAGCAGUUACUCAACACCCUCAAGAGGCCCAAGAAACGGCCGCUGCCCGAGUUCUAUGUUGAUGAUGAAGAGGAUCUAGAAAUUGCUGCUAAUCCUAAGGACCCGAACGCACCUAAACCCGAGGGCAUGGUUAUGACUCCUGCUAAAGGCGAAACCCUAAUUAUUCCUGCUGGUUUGCCUCGGUCUGUGGAAGCUGCAGUGGAGCGAUAUGGCGGCAGUUCGGGAUUCAAAGCUUCCGUUGCUACCGUCCUGGACUCGAAUAACAAACUAUCCACUCCCCUUACUUAUGGCAAGUUGCUGAGUCGGUCGCAGAAGAUGGCAUAUAAUUUGCUGAGUCGGCUCGGCGGCCGCGGUGAAGGAUCAGUCCUACCGGGUGACCGAGUAGCGCUCAUUUACCCCAACUGUGAUCCCGUGUCUUUCAUGUGCGCGCUCUACGCUUGUUUGCAAGCCGGGCUCGUGCCUGUACCCAUAGAGGUGCCCAUCUCACGCCGUGAUGCUGGCUCCCAACAGAUCGGUUUCCUGCUAGGGUCGUGUGGGGUGUCCGUCGCCCUGACCAGCGAAGCGUGCUUCAAAGGGCUCCCCAAGAACGCGUCUGGGGAGGUCGUGGGCUUCAAGGGCUGGCCCAAGCUCAACUGGUUCAUCACCGACCACCUUCAGAAGCCUCCCAAAGAAUGGCAAAUUCCUCCAAAAGCCCCGGAUGAUGCCCCUGCCUAUAUCGAGUAUUCGACGGACUGCGAUGGUAGCGUGAAGGGCGUGGUGGUGAACAGGUCGGCGUUACUCAACCACUGCCGCAGUCUCACGUCUGCCUGCAGUUAUACUGAAGGAGAAGUCGCUGUUUGUGUCCUGGACUUUAAAAGAGACGUGGGCUUAUGGCACUCAAUGUUUUGCUCUGUGUUCAACGGCAUGCACGUUAUCUUCAUCCCGUACUCAGUGAUGAAAGUCAACCCUGCCUCGUGGAUGCAUAUGAUCACCAAAUUUAAGGCGAGCAUCGCAAUAGUAAAGUCCCGCGACCUACACUGGGGUUUACUGGCCACCAAAGACCACAAGGACAUCAGCCUGCACUCUCUGCGCCUGCUGCUGGUCGCUGAUGGCGCUAACCCUUGGUCCCUGUCAUCAUGCGAUCAGUUCUUGAGCGUCUUCCAGAGCAAAGGGCUCCGACCUGACGCCAUCUGCCCUUGCGCUGCCUCCCCUCAGGCCCUCACCGUCUCCGUCAGGCGGCCAGGGCACGGAGGCAGCACGGCGGUGGGGCGCGGUGUGCUGAGCAUGCAAGGGCUGAGCUACGGAGUGGUGAGGGUAGACCAGGAGAACUCCCUCACUUCCCUCACUCUGCAGGACUGUGGACAGGUCAUGCCUGGUGCACAAAUGCAGGUGGUUCGCGUCGAGGGCCCAGCUUACAUCUGCCGCACGGAUGAAGUGGGCGAGAUCUGCGUGAGUGGGGACGGAGUGGGCAGCGAAUACUGGGGACUUCCUGGCAAAACAAACCACACGUUUAGAGUGGUGCCUCGCCAGCCUCCUGACGACGCUAACGUCUCCGUAGGCCAGAUUAACCAGUCCCCUCAACCGCCCCCAGCGGAGACUGGAGGUCCUUACUACGUCCGCACAGGACUGCUGGGAUUCCUUGGCCCCGGCGGUCUGGUGUUCGUGUGCGGGUCGCGGGACGGUCUCAUGACCGUGACCGGCCGUAAGCACAACACGGACGACAUCAUCGCCACGGUGCUCGCCGUCGAGCCUAUGAAGUUUAUAUUCAGAGGCCGCAUCGCUGUCUUCAGCCAACGCGUCCUACGCGACGAACGCAUCUGCAUCAUCGCUGAACAGCGACCAGAGUGCUCAGAAGAAGAGAGUUUCCAGUGGAUGUCGCGAGUUCUGCAAGCAGUUGACAGCAUCCAUCAAGUGGGAAUUUACUGCCUAGCUCUUGUUCCUCCCAACCACCUGCCCAAGACACCCCUGGGGGGCAUACACCUGUCAGAGACCAAGAAGCGCUUCCAGGAGGGUUGCCUACAUCCCGCUAACGUGCUCAUGUGUCCGCACGCAUGCGUUACCAACCUCCCUAAACCGAGGGAGGUUCAUCACGAUGUUGGCCCCGCCAGUGUGAUGGUGGGCAACCUGGUGCAGGGCAACCGCCUGGCUAUGGCCCAGGGGCGGGACAUCGGCCUCAUGGACGAUGAGGACGCCAGCAGGAGGCACCCACAGUUUAUCGCCGACAUCCUGAAAUGGAGAGCGAGCACCACAGAGAACCACGAAAUUCUCACCUUGCUGAACGCGAAGGGCCAAGUCGCAGUCUCGCUGACCUGUUCUCAGCUCCACAAGAAAGCGGAACGUGUAGGCGUCCUGCUUCUAGAAAAAGGCCACAUCAACAAAGGUGACCACGUCGCUCUUAUAUACCCUCCCGGCGUGGACCUCAUCGCUGCCUUCUACGGCUGCCUCUACGUAGGCGCUGUACCGGUGACCAUCCGGCCUCCUCAUCCCCAGAACCUGCAGAGUACCGUCAAUACCGUCAGAACCGUCGUAGAGGUCUCCAAGUCCGUCAUUAUUCUUAGCACACUUUCCGUCAUCAAGCUUCUGAAGAGUAAAGAAGAGAAAUUCGACAGCGGUAAGAAAUGGCCGGGCAUUUUGGACACGGACGACCUGCCAAAGAAGCGUCUGCCCAGCACUUAUCGCGCCCCCACACCUGAAAUGAUCGCCUUCCUCGACUUCAGCGUCUCCACCACCGGCAUGUUGGCGGGCAUUAAAAUGUCACACGCCUCCGCAACGGCGCUCUGCCUCAGCAUGAAAGUGGCUUGUGAACUUUACCCCAGCCGCGUUGUGGCUCUUUGUCUUGAUCCCUACUGCGGUCUGGGGCUGGCUCUCUGGGUGCUUUCUUCGGUCUACUCAGGGCACCAGUCAAUCCUUAUACCCCCAGGAGAAGUGGAAGUAAACCCGGCGUUAUGGCUGACCGCUGUGUCACAGUACAAGGUGCGUGACACCUUCUGUUCGUACGGCGUCAUGGAGCUCUGCACUAAAGGCUUGAGUUCAUCCAUCACCGCACUGAAGCAGCGCGGCAUCAACCUGGCCUGCGUUCGGACUUGCAUUGUGGUGGCCGAGGAACGUCCAAGAAUAACACUCACCAAUUCCUUCUCAAAACUCUUCAACGGCUUGGGUCUGAGCCCGCGCGCCGUGUCCACAAGCUUCGGGUGCCGCGUGAACGUCGCCGUUUGUCUUCAAGGAGCUUCAUCGCCAGACCCCUCGACGGUCUAUGUUGACUUGAGGUCCUUGAGGCAUGACAGAGUCACGUUGGUUGAGAGAGGCGCGCCUCACUCGCUCUGCCUCAUGGAAUCUGGAAAACUUUUGCCUGGAGUCAAAGUCGUCAUCGCUAAUCCUGAAACUAAAGGCCACUGCUCUGACUCGCAUCUCGGUGAGAUCUGGGUUCAAAGCAAUCACAACUCUAGCGGUUACUUCACAGUUUAUGGAGACGAUGGAAGUUCAAAUGACCAUUUCAAUUCACAGUUGGUAACUGGCAACACUGGAGAAGUUUACGCUCGGACGGGCUGCCUCGGUUUCCUCAAGAGAACAGAAUCUGUGCAAGCCGACGGCGAGCUCCACGAUGCAGUUUUUGUCGUUGGUUCGUUGGAUGAAACUGUGAUGCAGAGAGGCAUGAGGUAUCAUCCUAUAGACAUCGAAAACACGGUACUUCGGUGCCACAAGAAGAUCUCAGAGUGCGCGGUGUUCUCUUGGACCAACCUGAUGGUCGUGGUCGUCGAGCUGGACGGACAGGAAUACGAGGCUCUAGAUUUGGUGCCGUUAAUAACUUCGUCAGUCGUUGAGGAGCAUCAAGUCAUUGUUGGAGUCAUCGUUGUCGUCGACCCUGGCGUCGUCCCAAUCAAUUCCAGAGGAGAAAAACAAAGGAUGCAUCUCAGGGAUGGCUUUUUAGCCGAUCAGUUGGAUCCAAUAUACGUAGCUUAUAACAUGUAAAGUAAUUAAUAUCUAGUUAACCAACCAUCGAACUUUCCAAAGUUUACGAAGAACGAACGAGGAAGAAGUUGAUGAGUUGAGGUGUAUUUGUCAAGGUUGUUUUUUUGUUGCAUUUCAGUUCACUUCGAGGAACACUCGGCUAUUCCAACUCGUGAGUAAUUUUUGAAUAGUUAAUGAGUUCUUUAUCAGAGAUAUAGUAGCCUAAUGUGAUAAUGGAUUGUUUAAUUUACGAAGGCAGUGGGAUCUCAGGCUUGUCAGUUGUACGAGAGAAUGGCAGGUAGCUAAGAAAUUAAAAUUGAACACGUGCAAGCACGACGUUUUUCGCUCCACCAACGAUAGCUCAGCUCAUGGUAAGUUCCGUAUGCCGAAUUAAUGGCGAUUUUUCUCAUAUUCUGUACAGGCUUCAAGUAAGAAUGCACCGUAAUAUUAGUUAGGUAUGUCCUCUCAAGUAUGGGCGACAGAUUGAAUAUUGGAACGUUUUGCGUUAGGGAAGUCAUGCUAGUCGCUUACUGCCAAGUCCUUGCUAGGUGACACCGGUAGUUUCAUAGAAUUAAUUACAAGCUCACACGCACUCUAAUGUAGCACGGUAGGUCUCUCUUUCUUCAAUCAAGAACGAGGUUAGAAUUGAUGGAUACGGUGUGUAAUGUACGUUGUCGAAGUACGGUUUUCAGGAUAGAUUUUUAAUUAAGAGACGUUCACCAUCGAUCGUCCGGAGCGACACGAAACUGGGUGUGAUCAAUUUUAUGCUAGUUUCAAAUUGCGCUUUUUAGCGGUAAUUAUUCCUGUUCUUAAUUACGCCUAAUCAAGUGUUUUUUAGUGUAUUUAAAAGUUCUUUGGCCACUGAGAAAUAUUCUUCGGUAGAAUCUUUUUUUCUAAAUUACUAUGAAGGCUGAAAUGCUCUUAGGUAUUAACAUUUCUGCGAAACUUGUCUAACCUCAAAAAGAUUGGUUUACGGUUUAAAUUUAAGGCGAUGAAUCGUCUGCAAAUUAUUUCUCGUGAAAUAUUAGAACGAAGGAGCUUUAACUUGAGGAAGAAUAGGCCUUCUUGAAUGUGCUGUGCUGAAGCAAAGCAUUGUUGGCGCCGGAAGGAAAUGAAUGUAUUCCUUAGGAAUUCGUAUCCUUGUGUACGCCGUUUCGGGGUCAUGUGCAACGAACAUGGCUUCGUUUGUGCGACAAUAAUUAGCUUUAAAUGUAUUUGUAAUGUAACAUGGGCCGCUGAUGCUGACAGUGGAGCUUAUUUAGUCAUCCUGGGUUAGAAUAAGAACCCUUGACUCCGCUUUCCUUCCCGUGCUGCCAUUGCCUCUUACAAAUAUUUUGUACUUUCACCGCCUUGUGGUGAAUAAUGGAUCCUAAUUGAGUCUUGCAUCACUCUAUGUAUUGGAAUAAUCACAAGUAAUUAAAGAUUUAGUUCAACAUAGCGUCGAUGUUUUUUUACCAUGUAAAAUUCUUCGAUAUAAAUUUAGAUUAUUCUCAAUUUUGUGAUUAGGUCAGCGCAUUGAUCGCUCAUGUGCCAUUUGCGUAGAUUUCUUAUACUGAAGUGUAGUGAUAUUAAACGAGAGUGUAGCAUGACGUAGUCUAGGCGUCAGUGUUUUGUGAUCGGCAUUUUACAGUUACGAAGAGAAUCCUAGCAGCUUGAUUGAUUAGCUUUUUCUAGAUUAGUUGUAACAUGUGAUCAUUAACCUUCCUUCGCUUGUUUUAGAGUAACUAAAUGUAGAUAUGUUUUAUGUUCGUUUAGGUCUUCGUUGUUCGGCCUUGUUUUACUCAAGUUUUAAAAUCUGAUGCCUGGUUAAAGUGGCUCGAUAAUUUAAGGAGUGAAUAUGCAACAGCAUCACUAAGACUCAAUCAGUGUCAGAUGUUCAGUUUCUAAAAAGACAGAUCUCCUAAGUGACUAAUAUUUUAAGCAAUCUGUGUUGUAAUUUUGGC
Molecule: messenger RNA, 10554 nt
Organism: Hyalella azteca
Lineage: Eukaryota; Metazoa; Arthropoda; Malacostraca; Amphipoda; Hyalellidae
Gene: DIP2
Product: disco-interacting protein 2 homolog C
Exons: 22
Coding region: 692-8632 (2646 amino acids)
Source: RefSeq, a predicted model, not a curated record